Cladocopium goreaui is the source of this 3171-nucleotide messenger RNA. The record is from the annotation of a GenBank genome assembly. Lineage: Eukaryota; Dinophyceae; Suessiales; Symbiodiniaceae.
AUGGGGUUGCCAGAAGAAGUCAAACUUGGACUGAAAAGGGUGAAGCUCUUUCAGACGACCUUUGUGAAACACGACCGUUUGUUUCUGACGCCAGAGUAUCAGCUCUCAAAGCGUCAGCCCACUGACGUUUUGGAUCACAUACUCAGCAGGUACAAUGAGAAGAAAAGGCCUACCGGCAUGAUCCUUCCAGGGGGCUUGCAGUCAUUGGAAGACCUCAAGGAUCUUGCCCAGAUCCUAGAAAGCCAGAGGGUGGAAAGAUUGAAGCAAGAUGCAGCUGGCACAGGUGAAGAAGUUGCUCCUGGUCUUGACGAUGAUGAUGGGACAAGUGGUAAGAAGAGGCAACGACGAAAAGGUGUGGCCACAGAUUCAAACAAGCCUGCAGCUUUGCAAGCUUUGAAGGAUGACGCAACAUCGACAGCAGCUCCUUCAAGCAAGGCUUCAUCCUUGCCGGCAUUGGCUGACGGCCGGCCCUCAAGCGUCACUGGCAAGUCUGACGGAUCGAAGGCCAAGAAGGGGGCUUCGGACCAGCUGGAGGGAAUGGACGAUGACAUGCGUCAAGUGGCUGAGUUUCAUUUGUCUUCUGCUGGUGCCAAGAAUGCAUCGGCAAAGUCUCUGGCCAAUUUGGUCCCUUCCAAGUUCAUGGACGGAGUCAAAGAUCACGCCACUUCCCACGCACUUGUCGCAGCCAGAACAAUCCUGGAAUCUUUGGUCCAGAAGGACAAGAAUUCAUCGGAAGUGGAACUUCUCGAGCGUCGGAUUCGAGUCUGUGAGGGCAUCCAAAAGAUUGCCAGGAGCAGUGCCAAGACCCUUGCUACUUGGGAUGACUUUGGCCUGGUGCUGAAGGCUCUGAAAGAUUCUUGGGGGGAGUUCACUUUGGAGAUCAAGGGUAAGAUCACUUUUGCCAAGUUGAUGAUCCACAUGGAGGGCUUCUCGAAACUGAAGUACCAAGAUGAUUCAGAUGCUAAAGAUCUUCAGGAAAAGGGGAGGUCGCUUGUCGAUGCUUUGCUACCGCAUCUGGGACAUACCGGCUGGGAUCCACUGGAUGCUUCCUAUGCGGGUCUUCUUGCCCAAGCCUUUGCAUCCUUGCAGGGCCAUGUGACUGAGAUCCAGGAGGGUCGGUGUGAGGAUGAUACUGCUUUGAAGGGUGCUGCGUCUGAAUGCUGCAAAGUUCUUGAGGUCGUGGCCACUGGCCUUGUUGGUCUCUUCCAGGAUUCCUGCUUUAGAGCCUUGUUCCUCAAUCCGAGCCAGUGUGUGGAGCACUUGAAGGCCAUAUCCUUCCUGAUCCUCAAAGCCAUGGACCCAGCAAGGAAAGCUUUGGCAUCCUUUCAGUCCCAAGAUCCAGAUUCUUUCGUUGAAGCCAAUGCUUUCGAACGUGUCACACAGUCCCUGAACAGGGUGGAGAAGAUAGCACGUUUUGUGGGAAGCUUGCUUUUCAAGCCGCAUCAGCUCACUCAGCUUGAUGAGCACAUGUCGUCUGGGGCUCCUUUGGAUGUUUCUGAAGAUUCGGUGUGGCUUGUCGGCUACACUGGGAAACAGAAUUUGGAGAAGGGAUUGAAUGAGAUUGUUGGCAAGACCCCUUUCUGGAGCAAGCUUGUGGACGAAGUGGUUCGAACUGCGAGUUCAACAUUGCGGCUGAGACCUCAGAGAGACCGUGCCUUAGAGACCCUGGCGAAGAUCGCAGCUGGUGACAUGGAGAUGAACUCUGUGAGACUUGAAAGUUUGGCCGCAGUUUGUGGAGAACUGCACUCGGGAAUGAGGGCCUGCGAAGUGGAAGACGUGAACAGCAAGAUGCUGGAGCAGAUGCACAAGAUCGCAAAGUCUUUGAUCAAGGGAGAGGUGGAUGUGCGCCAAGGGAGCAAAUUGGUCCAUGCCUUGAUGAAGGCGUUCAGAGUGUUCAGUGCUUGGCCGGGGUCCACCGACAAGAUCAAGGACUUGUCAACCUGGAUGACUGCCAAUGAGAAGGAAAUGACCUUGGAAGACCUCAUGUCAUUGUCCGAGAAAUCGGAGGUGGCCGGUGUCGCCAACUUGGAUGAUGUUCAGGCCAUCAUGGGGAAGCUCAACAAAGUGACCCUGCCCCAAGAGCGUCCUGAACUGAUUCUAGCUGCAAAGAGGUUGUUGAACACAUCUCUUCGGGCAGUCAUUGCAGAGGUGAAGGACGACCCGAACAAUGAGCUGACCUACACCCAACUGAUGAAGAAAACAGGGUUGGUGGGCAUGAUUGGCAAUCUACUCGGCUACAAGGAGGAUUCCAUCGAAUCUCAAAGUGUGCGUCAUCACUGUGUUGUCCUGAAGUAUGGCCUUUCUUUCAGGAAUGCGGUCUCCAAGUUGUCUAGCUUGGGUGUUGUGGAUGAGAGGGUUCGAAGGGACAAGAGCAAGGCUCGGAUGGUAGAAGUCUUGCAGACCCACUCACAGGUCUGUGAACAGGUCCAAAAGUUUGAGAAGUUGCGAAAGGACACCCUCAAAACGGUUCAUGACCAUGGCCUUGAUGACACCACCCUUGACCUUAUGGCUCUCGACCCAGUUGGUGCUUUCCAGGGCUUGUUGGAAGAUGAGCGCAUUUACGACACCAUGGCACGUCACCUUGUGGUUCACGGUGAGUCUUUGAACAAGACAUGUGAAAAGAUUGAGAAGGGUGUGAAGGACAUCAUGGGUGAAAACAGCUGGAAGAAGACCUUGCUUUCUGCUGACCCCAUUGAAAAAGUCUUGGAGGUGGCUGGCGACACGUUGGUCAAGGUGGAAUUGAAGGGCCUCAAUUUCCUGAACCUGGUUGAGGGCCUACAGACAGAGCUGUCAGAAUCGAAGGUUUUUCUGGAGCAAAUCACUGAGUCCCACUUCAAAUUGAAGGAUGACGUGGAAUCAGGUUUUGGCCAAACCGUCGUGAAUUUCAAGGCUAUGGCACAAGAGUGCAGUGUGACGCUGGUUCAAUCAACAGUGCUGUAUGCUGAGCAGGUGUUGGUCCUGGGUCUCCGCCAGGCCAAACAUCCGAAAGCUGACGCGCAGGCAUUGGGCAUGACUAGAGCCGUAGUCUCAAAUGCCCUUGUCAUGUUUUCCAAAGUGAAGAAAAACUUUGGGAUUGGUAGCCCCACUGAUUCGGCUGCGAUUGAUGAUCCUACUGACAUCAAUGAGAUUCAGCCAUGUUUGCACAAGGAAGGCAGUGCGCUGCUUGGGUAG